AAAACUGAUAUCAAAACGAAAUUGACAAAUGACAUUAUUGACAUGACAAUGACAGUACAUAUUUUGAUGGAGAGAUAUUUAUUUUUAUUUGUUCAUCGAGGUUAUAAAUUAUAAAACACGUAAUUUGAAUUUUUUAAGUGCUAAAAACAAUAAAAAUACUUUCAUAAUGAGCAGUACGCGAUCAUUAGUUCUACAGACCUUUAAAAAGUUACAUAAAACAAGAAUGAAAGUUUUUGCUGGCGAUGAAAGAGCACUUGUAGCCGGAAGACAUAAAAUUAAUGAAGAGUUCAAAAAAAAUAAACAUGUUACGAAUGAAGAAGCAAUAAAUGCUAUGAUCAAACUUGGUGAAGAUGUAGAGAAAGAACUAAGAACACAGGUUAUUCAAGCUCGGGAAGUCAAACCUGGGGUGUUUGAGGCAAGAAUCACUGAUGACACAGUUAAGUUAGAAAAUAUUCCAUUCAAUGACAAUGCAGUAUUAGAAGAUGGAACAACUGUGAACAGGCCUUGUUGUCAAGACAAAGCCCAAAAUAAAUAGUUUAUGCUAUCCAGUUGAUGAAAACAUAGCAAUGAUUUAUUUAAUAAAAUAUGUGGAUUUCUGUACAUGGUAGCAUUAGUUGCUUAGUCUUUUUUUUAUUGUUAUUUAGUUAUU
This is a messenger RNA of Spodoptera exigua (beet armyworm), 649 nucleotides long. The record is from the annotation of a GenBank genome assembly. Lineage: Eukaryota; Metazoa; Arthropoda; Insecta; Lepidoptera; Noctuidae.